AUGCACCAGCUCCCAGCCUUCGCCAACAUGACCAUGUCCGUGCGGCGAGAGCUCUGCGGCGUCAUGGUGUUCGAGGUCGUGGAGCAGGCCGCCACGGUCAUCCUGCAGGACCAGCAGGAGUUGGACCACUGGUAUGUGAUCCUGAACGGGUCUGUGGAGGUGUCUCGUGCUGAGGGUCGGGCUGAGGUGCUGUGUAUGGGAAACAGCUUCGGCAUCUCUCCUUCUCUCGACAAACAGUUCAUGAGCGGAGACGUGCGAACCAAAGGAGACGACUGCCAGUUUGUGUGCGUGGCUCAGGAGGACUAUUGGAGGAUCCUGAACCAUGUGGAGAAGAACACACACAAAGUAGAAGAAGAAGGAGAGAUCGUGAUGGUGAAAGAGCACCGCGAGCUGGACCGCAGCGGGACCAGGAAGGGACACAUAGUCAUCAAGGGCACUCCUCUGCGCCUCCUCCUGCACCUGGUGGAGGAGCCGUCGGUGGUGGACCCCACGUACAUCGAGGACUUCCUGUUGACCUACAGGACGUUCCUGUCCAGCCCCAUGGAGGUGGGCUCCAGACUCCUGCACUGGUUCCAGGAGCCCGCACUGAGAGACACGGUCACUAGGAUCGUGCUCCUCUGGGUCAACAACCACUUCAACGACUUCGAAGGAGACUCGGCCAUGACACGGUUCCUCGAGGAGUUCGAGAAACUUCUGGAGACAACGAGGAUGAAGGGCCACCUGCGGCUGCUGAACAUUGCGUGUGCAGCUAAAGCCAAGUGUCGUCAGGUCACGCUGCAGAAAGCGUCUCGAGAGGCGUCUCUGAACUUCAGCGUCCAGGGAGGAUGUGAGCGAGGGUUCGGGAUCUUUGUGGAGUCUGUGGAACCCAGCAGCAAGGCAGCCCAGGAAGGGAUCAAGAGGGGGGACCAGAUUCUGGAAGUGAACGGUCAGAACUUUGAGAACAUCUCUCUGACCAAAGCUGUGGACAUCCUCAGGAACAACACCCACCUGUCCCUGACCGUCAAGACCAACAUAUUUGUGUUCAAAGAGCUGCUGAGUCGUGUGGUGCAUGAGAAGAAGAACGGAGGUCCUCACAUUCCCAAGAUCCAGGAGAAGAAGGGAAACCGCUUCUCUAUCCCUGAUCUCCCCGGAGACAUGGAGUUCCCCACGGACCAUAAGAGCACCAGGAAAAUGAAGGCCAACACGGUCACCGGAGGACGCAACAGGAUACGCAAGAUGCUGGAGAAGACCAGAUUCAGUAUUCUACCUCCCAAACCGUUCAGUGAUGGAGGUCUGGGCCAGUCCCAGGACGACAGUCUGGUUGGGACCAAACAGUGCAGACACAGUGUGGCCCUGAUGCCCAUCCCCGGGAACCUGUCCUCCAGCAGUCCAGACCUGUUCCAGUCCCACUCCAGUGUCCUGGACUUCUCCAACCCGGCCGCGCUGGGACUGUACUACAUCCCAGACCAGGUGAUCCGAGUGUUCAAAGCAGACCAACAGAGCUGCUACAUCAUCCUGAGCAAAGACACGACGGCGAAAGACGUGGUUUCUCACACGGUGAACGAGUUCGGGCUCCCGGCGGCUCCUGAGACCUACUCCUUGUGUGAGGUGUCUGUGAGCACCGAGGGAGUCAUCAAGCAGAGGAGGCUCCCAGACCAGCUCAGCAAACUGGCCGACCGCAUCCAGCUCAACGGACGAUACUACCUGAAGAACAACAUGGAGACCGAGACCCUGUGCUCGGACGAGGACGCUCAGGAGCUGCUGAGGGAGAGCCACAUCUCGCUGCUGCAGCUCAGUACCGUGGAGGUGGCGGCUCAGCUCUCUGUCCGGGACUUCGAACUCUUCAGGAACAUCGAGUCCACAGAGUACGUGGACGAGCUCUUCAAGCUGGACUCGUCCUCGGGCAGUGGGCACCUGAAGCAGUUCGAGGAGGUGAUAAACCAGGAGACGUUCUGGGUGGCCUCUGAGAUCCUGAAGGAGUCCAACGCUCUCAAACGCAUGAAGACCAUCAAGCACUUCAUCAAGAUCGCGCUGCACUGUCGCGAGUGCAAGAACUUCAACUCCAUGUUCGCCAUCAUCAGUGGUCUGAACCUGGCCCCUGUGUCUCGGCUCCGCUGCACGUGGGAGAAACUUCCGUCUAAAUACGAGAAACUGUUCAGUGACCUUCAGGACGUGUUCGAUCCAUCCAGGAACAUGGCCAAAUACAGGAACAUCCUGAGCAGCCAGAGCAUGCAGCCUCCCAUCAUCCCCCUGUUCCCUGUGGUCAAGAAGGACCUCACCUUUCUGCACGAAGGAAACAACUCGAGCGUCGAUGGUUUGGUGAACUUUGAGAAGCUCCGGAUGAUCGCUAAAGAGAUCCGCCACGUGGUCCGGAUGACGUCAGCAAACAUGGACCCAGCUCUGAUGUUCAGACAGAGGAAGAAGAGGUGGAAGAGUUUAGGGUCCCUGAGUCAGGGCAGCACGACCUCCACGGUGCUGGACGUUCAGAGCGGCGUUCACAAGCGGCGUGUUCGUCGGAGCUCACUGUUGAACGCCAAGAAGCUGUACGAGGACGCUCUGAUGGCGAGGAAGGUCAAACAGUAUCUGAGCAACCUGAGCGUGGAGACCGACGAGGACAGACACCACGCCAUGUCUCUGCAGUGGGAACCCUCCUGCAGCACAUUGUCGAAGAACUUGAGUGAGAGACGUUCAACGAAGUCGGACAUGUCCCCAGUCUCUCUGCGCUCCACUCUGCCCACGACCAAGACCCAGAACCGGGUCUCCCAAGUCCUGCAAGUCCAGGUGCCUCUCAACCCCCUGCGCAAGAAGAGCACGGCCAAAGACAUCGGCACAAACUCUCCUCAGGUGGUGAAGAAGCCUCCAGGUCCCAGCGCUGAGGAGUGGAUCAGUCUGAAGAGGUCUUCUGAAGACACGGUCUCCACCCUGUCCUCCCUACACUCCAGCCCCAACGGGUCUCCUCAAGGAUCGCCGAGAAAGAUGGGAGGAGCUCAGAAGACCCAAAUGAACCUGUCUGGGUCGUCGUCGUCUCUAACCAGCGACGCGAGCACCAAGGCUAGCACUGUUAGCCUGCGCAGCUACGGCAUAGGGUAUGCACUGAUGCCACCUGGUAAAGCCGAGAACUUGUCAGACUCGUGCCACAGCGAGAUCUCGUCUCGGUCCAGCAUCUGCUCCAUGGAGGCAGAGGAGAGGGCCACGAGUACGACCAGAGCCUGUACUUCUGCUGCGUCUACUUCUACUCCCAGUAUUUCUGCUCCAAGUACUUCUACUCUGAGUACUUUUUCGGCCAGUACUUCCACGGUCUCCACGGCCGUCCCUGAGAGCUCGCAGGCUCCACACUCCGGCCUGGACUACAGCCAGCCCAGCACCAGGUGA
Knipowitschia caucasica is the source of this 3351-nucleotide messenger RNA. The record is from the annotation of a GenBank genome assembly. NCBI's taxonomy places the organism in Eukaryota, Metazoa, Chordata, Actinopteri, Gobiiformes, Gobiidae.